Alnus glutinosa is the source of this 3198-nucleotide messenger RNA. RefSeq names its product ankyrin repeat-containing protein NPR4-like. The transcript has 5 exons. The coding region runs from base 247 to 2229 and encodes 660 amino acids. The record is from RefSeq and is a predicted model, not a curated record. Lineage: Eukaryota; Viridiplantae; Streptophyta; Magnoliopsida; Fagales; Betulaceae. Gene Ontology annotation, molecular function: protein binding.
UUGACCUCUUAAAAAAAAAAAAAUUCAAAGCAGUCUCGCUCUCUAAAUUUGUAGUUUCGUCCCAACCUUCAACUAGAUGUCGAUCUCUAUCUAUCAGUUUGGGUCGUGUAAGUUCAAGAAAGAAAACUUGAAAUGAGCAAGAAAAAUUUUCACAUGUCAAUUUUCUAUCUCAAUACAUUACUUAUCUAUAAAUGUUCAUAUGUGAAUUUUCUGUUAGAUUUGUUUUUAUAAAACAAGAAAAGAAAAAUGGAAGAAGGUGCUAUCAACACGCCUGAUUAUGGAAGACAGAAGGCAAAAGUGAGAAUUGCGAGUGAAAGGACCUCUUCUAUCGAUCAACCAAGAUUAUCUUCUACAACGGAGUGUUCCCCCGACAGCUCUAGUCUUCGUUCUACAACAUCGGACGCAUUUGCGUCAUUAGACGCUGGGACGUUCCAAUCAGAAUUGGUGCAGGCAAAUGCAGGGGAGCCAAUCCCAAGUGAAGAUUAUGAACCUGAAUCCGUGAAGAUAUGCAUAGGGGAGCCAAGUCCAAGGAAAAGGACAUUAUUAGAUGAAUGUCGUGGCCCGUGUCGUCCCCUCCUUCAAGCUGCCAUAAAAGGUGAUUGGCCGGCUGCUAAGGCCUUUCUUGAGAAAUGCCCACACUAUGUUCGAGCUCCCAUAUCGAAAGAGCAAGCGACAGCACUUCACAUUGCGGCGGCUGCACAACACACCACUUUUAUAACAAAAUUGUUGAAAUUGAUCGUGAGUACUCCGGAGGACUUGGAAUUGAAAACAACAUAUGGAUUUACGGCCCUUCACUCAACUGCUCAAUCAGGAAACGUCAGAAUUGCUGAGCAGCUGGUGGAAAUGAACAAUAAACUGCUAUCGAUCCAGGAUGUCAAUGAAGACACACCACUCAUUGUUGCAGCUUAUCAAGGACAUACGAACAUGGUCUCGUAUCUAUUCGCUAUGACUGGUCUUGAACAUUUGAGUGAUGGAAAACGCACUGAGCUCCUUGAGUAUACUAUUUACAAUGAUAUGUUUGAUGUAGCAUUGAAAAUUUUGGAUAUGGAUCCAAACAUAGCAAGUGCCGGCACUGAAUGCUGGUUCGGGGGGUUGAAAAUGUUGGCCCGAAAUCCUUUUGCAAUUGGCAGCGAAAGUCAGCUAUCAUCCUGGAAAAGUAGUCUCUUAAAGUACUCAUGGUUCAAAGGGAUCUAUAACAAAGCUUUGAUGAAGACAUUAGCCCAUCAAUUAGUUGAAGAACUUUGGAAAAAGGUUGGAAUUCCAGACAAACAGUUCUCAUCAAACUUGGUCAACUAUAAUAUGGCUUUAAUUUUUGAAGCUGCAAAAGUUGGAAAUGUUGAAUUUCUAAUUAUACUUGCACGCUCUUAUCCUGACCUUAUAUGGCAACAAAACAAAAAUAAAAUGAGUAUAUUUCACAUUGCUAUUUUAUAUCGGCACGAGAGUGUGUUCAAUCUAAUAUUUGAGAUAGGUGCUGACAAGGAUAGUCUUGCAUCCUAUGCUACUUUAAAAACCAAAGAGAACAUGUUGCAUUUAGCUGGAAAAUUGGCACCUUCAGAUCGACUAAAUAUCGUAUCAGGAGCAGCUCUUCAAAUGCAACGGGAGUUGUUGUGGUUUAAGAUAGAAAAGAUUGUGCCGCGGUCAUACGUGAACAGGAAGAAUUCGAAAGGCCAAACACCUAAGGAGAUAUUUAGAAAGGCACAUAAAAAUUUGCAGAAAGAUGGUGAAAAGUGGAUGAAGGACACGUCAAAGUAUUGCAUGCUCGUGGCAACAUUGAUUGCCAUUGUGAUUUUUGUUGCAGCCUUCACUGUAGCAGGUGUCAGCAAUCAAGAAACAGGGACUCCUGUUUUUGUGAGAAGUAACUGGUUUAUGGUAUUUUUCAUAUCAGAUGCAAUAACACUGUGUUCCUCUUCGACUUCAAUAGUAAUAUUCUUGUCAAUUCUCAUGUCACGCUACACAGAAGAUGAUUUCUUAAAGUCAUUACCUUCAAAGUUGAUGAUUGGACUUGCUACACUCUUCAUCUCCAUGGCGGGCAUGAUGGUAGCCUUCAGCGCAACUUUCUUUUUGGUGUACACAAGUUCAAGGGCAUGGGCUCCGGUUGUUGUCAUCACUUCGGCUAGUAUCCCGAUUAUUUCGUUUGUUCUGCUACAUAGUCAACUUUGGGUUGAUACAUUCCUCUCAACAUACAAAUCUAAAUUUCUAUUUCGGCCAUAUAAACAUAGGCUUUUCUAGUGGAAGAUGCCGAUUGGGAAAUUGAUCAACUGAAAAUAUGAAAUGCAAGGCUAACGAAUAGGAAGGAAAGUUGGAGGAUCAUGAGAGAUUGAACAAGGAAGGCCAAAGAAAGAAUUUUUGGAAAAUAAAGACUUUAUGUUUUAUGUUGUUGUUUGACUGAACUAUUCCAUCAAGACUUGUUGCUCCUCCCUGGUUAGAGCCAAUGGAGUUUUUGGUGUCCUCCAGCCUUUAGGACUUUGGAGUUUUUGUUCCCCUAGUUAGAUCCGGUAGUGGUUGAUGUUCCCCGGCAGAAGACUUCACGGGAUUUGGGUUGGGGAGCAACUUUCUAGUGUGUUUUCCGACAGAGUUUUUGACCUGGUUUUUCUUUGUUUUGGUUUCUUUCUUUGGAGUUAGAUCUGCUCACUUCGGCUGGAUUUUCCAAGACAUGCGCCUCUCCACCGCCCGCUUCUUCCGGUCCAGCAGCUUCCAGCCACGGUCGUGCCAGUUCUCCAUGCUUGGCGCGUGGCCUACACGCGCCAGGGAGGUCACUCCCUGGACUGACGCAUGUGGGUCACGGCUUGUCUUCUAGAGCGCGGUUGGGAGUUUUUCGGUGGAUCCGAGGUCUUCCGGCUUAUUUCUGCUGUAGAGGAGGUCUCUGGUGGAAAUGCGCCGUCGACGGCGUCACCCGAUUCCGGUCCCGAUUUUGGCUUCUGUUUAGGGUGUUUUAUGUUGUUUUUUUCUUUUCUUUUCUUUUCACAGUUUGCGUCUGUGAUGUUUAAAUGUUACUGGACUAUUUGUUGGCUUAGGUGCUAGAUCUGCCAUAUUUUAUUUGUUGAUUGUGCUUAAAUGUAAAGAGUGACUCAUUGUUGUCCUUGUAAUGACUAUGUAUUGUUUAGGUUGCUGUUCAAGUCAGAUUUAUCUAGCUUAGGGUGUAGGGAGUCUCGAACCUCUUGUUUUUGUCUUUGCUAUUUGUUCAAAAAAAUGCAAUCA